AUAAUCCAACGUCGAGCAUUCGAGAACUGAACCAUUAUAUUUAGGACUUUUUUGGUAAUAGUCCUUUUAGAGAGAGAGAGGGACCUUCGGGUGGCGCUUCGGGAAGAACAAAACCGGCCGGCGACUGCGAGUACUAACCGAAAAGCACAAUUGAAAAGCCCCAAAGAACCGAAAAAAGUUUCAAAAUUUGAAAUUGUUGGAGCAAUUAAUCCAAAACCCAUCAAUGCCUCGACAAUUCCAAAGCUCUUGCUCUUAUAUAUGAAUGUAUAUGUGUGUGUAUGUUGCAGCAGCUUCAAAGGCCAACAGUUGAUAGAGAUCUCCAUUCUUUUUCAGUACCGAUACAUUGGUUAAAAAUAUGCGUGUUCCUGGAAAGAAAUCAUCCUUUAAGGAGUACGGGAAACCCGGUUAUUCCGGCUCUCUGGCAAACCUAACUUCGUCGCCAAAAGUUAAAAAACCAAAAUCAAAGUCGUCCAAGACCAUUAUUGCUUCAGCCUUGUCAAAGAAGAGAGGCGCCAACUCUUCAAGCAAGGCGUCAAGGAAUUAUGAUGCUGACAAUAAAUUGCUGAGUAGAAAAGGAUUUCGUAAAGAGCAUGAUACAGAUUCUUCCAAAAAUCCGUCUGCUGUGAAACUUCAACACAACAAGUUAUCAGACAACGGCUCUGAUGAGAGAGGAGAAAAAAGGAGGAGAAAGAAGAAACCGAAAAAGGAUAAGGAGGAGUUGGAUGAAACUUCUCGCUUGCAGAGGAGGACAAGGUACCUUUUGAUUAAAAUAAAACUGGAGCACAACCUUAUUGACGCUUAUGCCGGUGAAGGUUGGAAGGGUCAGAGUCGAGAAAAGAUUAGGCCUGAAAUGGAACUACAGAGAGCCAAUAAGCAGAUUUUAAAUUGCAAGCUUGGAAUCCGUGAUGCAAUUCAUCAACUGGAUUCUCUGAGCUCAGUAGGAAGCAUUGCAGAUUCUUUUAUUUCUCCAGAUGGAUCUGUUUCUCAUGAACAUAUAUUCUGUGCAAAGUGCAAGUUGAACGAAGCUUUCCCUGAUAAUGAUAUUAUACUAUGUGAUGGGACAUGCAAUUGUGCAUUCCACCAAAAAUGUCUUGAUCCUCCCUUGGAUACUGAAAAUAUUCCUCGAGGAGAGCAAGGUUGGUUUUGCAAAUUUUGUGAGUGUAAAAUGGAAAUACUAGAAUUAGUAAAUGCUCAUCUGGGGACCUGCUUUCCCAUGAACAGUGGUUGGCAGGAUGUCUUCAAGGAAGAAGCCACUUUCCCCCAUGGCAAGAAUUCCUUAUUAAAUCCAGAUGAAGAAUGGCCUUCGGAUGAUUCUGAAGAUGAUGAUUAUAAUCCAGAGAGGAACGAGAACAGCUGCAGCAUCAGCAGGGGAGGCAGCGAUGACAUUGCAUCAGAAGAGGAAUUGUCAACUGAUGUCAGUGUAGGUUCUGAUGUAUCUACUGACGGGGAAAUUGUUUCCAGCCGCAGACAGAAAAGAAGUGUUGAUUAUAAGAAGUUAUAUGAUGAAAUGUUUGGAAAAGAUGGUCCUUUGCUUGAACAAAUUAGUGAUGAUGAAGACUGGGGUCCCGGUAAAAGAAAGCGGAGAGGGAAUGAAUCUGAUGCAGCCAGCACUCUUAUGACUCUCUAUGAAAGUGAAAGAAAUCCAGAUGUUGACCGUUCAGAAAAGAAAUCCAGCCAACACUCUUCAGAUACGCAAGUUAGAAGGUCAUGUUUCCGAAUUCCUCGAAAUGCAGUAGAGAAGCUCCGCCAAGUGUUUUCUGAGAAUGAACUUCCUUCUAGAGCUGUCAAGGAUAAUCUUUCAAAAGAAUUGGGCCUUAAUCCUGAGAAGGUAAUGGCGAUGGAUGAACUACAGAUUGUUUGUGCCUUCUUGAACAAUCAACUAAUUCGUUGCUCGGUUAGUAAAUGGUUCAAGAACGCACGUUACUUAGCUCUGAAAACCAGAAAGGGAGCGAGUGGUAAAGACCUUGACACUUUUACUCCUGGAAUCUCCAAGGCACCGGGAUAUGAAAAUGUGACUGGAAAAGCUGCUGAUCUCAUGGCAUCAGAUUCAGAUGAUGAUACCUUAGCUGAAACUGUCGUCCAUUCGCCAAAGAAUGCUAAGGCCUUCCGGAGAAAGCAUCCAAAAUCACUAAGCAGCCCUUUGAAGAAGAGUCAACAGAAGGGUCCUUCGUGUGGGUCACGUGCAAAGAGCAGCAAGGUCUUUGUCCUUCAGAAUAAGGAAGAAGAAUUCUGGUAUAUCAGAGAAUUCUUCAGGAACCCUCGCCUUUGCCUUCCUCAACUAGUUCACUUGGAUGGAAAAGAGUUGAGUGAUGAUGUGAGCUUGAAGAAGCUUAGGAAUACACGAACAAAGGAGAAGAGAGCCAACCUUAUCGCUGGAGGAGGUGAAGAUGGAUGUCGAGUUCCAGAGCUCGAAAUGGAGAGACUAUGUAAAGCCAAAGGUAGGCUAGAAUACAUGAGACAGAAAUUAUUGAAAUUUCAAAUCGUGAAGGCAAAGCAGAAAUCAAAUAUAUCUCGAUUGCAUGAACAGUCUGUGAUUUAUGUUCCAAUAGCAGAAGUAAAGGAAAAUGUUUGAUGAUUUGACAGUUUUCUGAAUGAAAUAUAGCAUUUUUUUGUAUCA
Molecule: messenger RNA, 2617 nt
Organism: Malus domestica (apple)
Lineage: Eukaryota; Viridiplantae; Streptophyta; Magnoliopsida; Rosales; Rosaceae
Gene: HD2
Product: pathogenesis-related homeodomain protein
Biological process (GO): regulation of DNA-templated transcription; chromatin organization
Cellular component (GO): nucleus
Molecular function (GO): chromatin binding; DNA binding
Source: RefSeq, a predicted model, not a curated record